GUUUAAAUUAGAAUAUUUUCAUAAAGAAUUACUAUAGAUCAAAUAAUAAAGAUUUUCUUUUUCUAUCUUAGAAUUUAAUUCUAGCUUCAACUUUAGUUGUUGAUGCAAAAAAUGGUCGUCAUUCAGAUUUUGAAAUGAAUGAUAAAAGUGUGAGAAUGUAUAUAAUAUAUCAUCAUAGUGGUCUUAGAUACCUACUUUACUUUUUCAUCUUAUUACAUCAUUUUGUAGCUGUAUUUGAAAAACCUGCUUUCAAAAGCUGGGAACUUCCAUAUUGGGUUACAAUGGCACUUGAGCUAGCAUGUCUUUCAUUUUACGUAUUUCGUCUUCUGCAUUUAGCUUCAUUUCUUCCUCUUGAUAAAUUUUGGCGUGAUAAGAAAAAUCUUCUUAUUUUAUCUGCAAUACUAUUAACAGGUAUAGAUAUGAUCUGUUAUGCUGUACUAGUGAAUGCUGGACAUUCUGAUAUUUCGGUUCGAUGGUCAAGACCACUUCGUCCUAUUUUUAUAAUAAACUUCAGUGAAAAUAAACAGGUAAGAAGAGCAUUUCGAAAUAUUAGGAGGACAUUGCCCGAUAUUCUGAAUGUUUUGAUCCUGUUCUUUUUAAGUAUAGGAUUAUUUUCACUUAUGGCUCAGAAAUUAUUUAAAAAAAG
Centruroides sculpturatus (bark scorpion) is the source of this 646-nucleotide messenger RNA. RefSeq lists its product as uncharacterized. NCBI's taxonomy places the organism in Eukaryota, Metazoa, Arthropoda, Arachnida, Scorpiones, Buthidae. The annotation marks the transcript as partial. The transcript has 4 exons. Gene Ontology annotation, biological process: transmembrane transport; monoatomic ion transport. Gene Ontology annotation, molecular function: monoatomic ion channel activity. The record is from RefSeq and is a predicted model, not a curated record. Gene Ontology annotation, cellular component: membrane.